Molecule: messenger RNA, 2606 nt
Organism: Frankliniella occidentalis (western flower thrips)
Lineage: Eukaryota; Metazoa; Arthropoda; Insecta; Thysanoptera; Thripidae
Exons: 16
Coding region: 393-2423 (676 amino acids)
Source: RefSeq, a predicted model, not a curated record
AGCGCAGGGUAGAAAACUUUUCGCGACCCUAUUCAACUUUUCUCCACCUUUGGGCAUUAUUGGGAUUGGGAUUAGCACCUCAUGCCGCGUAGCCAAGAUUAAGUAGCUGUCCAUGAUUUUAUACCUGAUCUGAUUUGUUUGAUUACUCUCUUCAAGAUCAGUGCCUAAGCAUCAUACACAUCAUUUCAUGUUUCCCAGCUUGUACACCACUUGUGUAUUUGAAAGUUCAAAUUUUUCAACUAACAACAGUUUUGCCCUAAUCUUUUUCUAAAUGAAAGAAGAAAUAACAAACAAAUAACUGAAGACGUCUUCAAAAUACUUCGUGACUUGGAGAGUUUUGUUUUUUAGUUGGUUUGAACUGAUUUUAAUGGUGCUACAUCUUUUGUAAUGUUAUGGAAAAACCAUGGGAAAUCGUCAAAAAAUUCCAACAACAAUUAUACCAAGCUCCCAUGCCGUAUAAUGUCAGACCGAAUAAGCCACUACCAGGGCAGGUGAAGGCAGUUCACCAUUUUUUACCUUCAAAUGGUCUACAAGAUGCGGCUUUAAGAAUUAAAAAAGUGAAGGAUAUAGUUGAUGAAUCAACUCGAAUAGCUGAUGAAAGUAGACCACGGUUCCUCAGUAAUACUAAUUCAAGCUUUUGUCAAAACUGUAAUUGUGAAAAUUGUCUCAAUCAGUCUUCCAUCUUGGGUCCACCUGAGAGUAAUUUGAAUAGAACCAUACCUGACCUUAUUCAGUCAUUUGAGGUGUUUCUUCAAACUCAAAGGCAACAGUUCAUGCAAAUGAUAAAUCAGCUCACAUCUGUUCUAGAUUCAUCCAACAGUUCAUUUCCUUGUCAGCAGUCCACAAGUAAUGUUCUGAAAUCGACUUUUCCUGUUCCUCAACUGACACUGAUGGAAUGUGAUUCCUCUGAAAAAACUAAAUGCAUUAAUGAUUGUACAUCAAGAUCUGUUCAAUGUCAUAUCUCUCCAACAAUUAGUAGAGAAGAAGAUGCUGGGAAGCAGAUGUUAAGAUCCAUUAAUGAUGAUACAUCAAGUUCUACUCGAUGCGAUAACUCUCCAACAAAAAGUAGAGAAGGUGAUGCUGGAAAGCAGAUUUUAAGUUCUCCAUGUGAGAGUCCAAGCAGCACAGUGCAUGCAGGUGAUGAUGGCUCUUCCACAACAAGUCUUCUACAUAAUGAAACAGAAAAUAUUUCUAAGAAACACAAUUUUAUUAAACCAAGAGUCCCUGAAAUUGAUCAGGCCAAUGUUAAUUUCAAGAGCAAUGGAAAAGUGAUUCGGAGUGAGGUGUCUGUAGGAAAGAAUUCCAACAAUCUUCAUGAUGACCACUCAUCUUUCUGUUCCGAAGACAUUAGUUUCAGGCCUCUCCGAAAGUCGUCAAUUUUGAGAAUGAAAGACAACACUGUUGAUGAUUGGUCCAGUCUUAUUCAGAUUGAAUCUGAUCCUGUUCUUGUUAGUGAAGAACUGUUAGAAUGUAGUGUUAAAAUUGACAAGCUUAACACCAACAAUUCAAUGGCUAAGAAAAAGAAAACUCAUGCAAGAGAUGGGCAUAAGUCAGCAAAUAGCUUAAUUCAUUGUAGUACCGACAAGGUUUCUUUAAGUGUGUCCGAGACAACAGUCCCUGUUUGUAGGACGAGGUCUGGGAGAGCUGUUGAGAAACCCAGGCAGUAUUGGCUAUCUAAGACUCAGGACACAGAAUGUAAUUCUACACGUCAAGCUGAAAUUCCUAAAUCAAAGUCAGGUAAUAAAAGCACAAGGAGGAGAAGGAAAGAUUCUCAAACAUCUAAUAUAAUUCCAGAAACCAAUUUGGUGCUUGAGGAUAGACGAAAACCCACCAAGUCUGAAAUGAAAGGGAGUGCACCUGCCCUUAAAAAAGAGACUUUGAAGAAAGUGGCAAAAGUUCUGACAGCAGAACCAGAGCAAUCAUUGCUUACAGUCUCAAAGAAAGGUAUAACCAGGGCAAAGAAAGCUAAAGCUGAAUCAUCAGUUGACAAGUCUGAGGAUGAUACAAGAAAUGUAAGAAAAAAGCAAACUAAACUUGGAAAAGUCCAUAGAAAUGUGCAACUGUUGCAGCAGGUUAAUCUGAAUUUGGAAAUAAGUAACAAUGCUUCCAAAAAAGGUGCUAAAAUCAGUAAUAAUAAGCAAGUACUACCCAGGCAGGAAAUUGAUCAGAAUGCUGGAAAGAUAAACACGGCUAAGAGAAAGGUUCCCCACCAAGUAAAGGAUAACCAAACGGAAAAGAGUGGUCCUGAAAAUCAAGGUCCAAAAAUGAAGAGAAAAAAGAAAAAUCCAGCAUCAACUAACGCUUCAAGUAAAAGACAGAAAACAAUGAUCAACAUUGCAAGAAAACUGUCUACAGACUCAACAGAGCCAGAUUAUGAAUGUUAUUUUACGGAGGAGCAAGCGCACUCUUGGCUUGAAUCUUGAGCUCUGAAGUAAUAUUCAAGUACAAGACCACAUAUUGUUAUUUUAGAUAGGUGAACAAAAGAAAUAAUAAGACUAUAACAAACAUUUACUAGCUAUAUUUUUCCGGACAAUGCAGUUAAAUUUUGAUUUGUAUUUUAUGACGGUGUGCAAUAAUAAUCAUAUAUAAUGUUCUUUUUGAAUGUA